AUGGACAAGAGACAUGAUUACACAGCCCUCUCGUUUAUCGUGACUACUCCCACCCAGAAGCAAACAAGAUGCCAAAACCGGCAGAUAAAGAAGCAUGCUGCUAAAGUAUGUCCUCCGCGGCAGCGUCCACGAAAGCCCAGAUCACGGGGACCGCCAAAAACCAACGAGCACACUCGAGCAAUUCAUAGGGUACUGGCCCCGGCAGAGCAGAAGAGAGUGAUGCCGACAUCCAGCUAUGCACCAAUCUUAGGGCUAACAGUGGCCAUUACCUCUGAGAAAAGCGUGUCUGCUAUCCCUGGUCCCCGCUCAUUACAUAGUCUGGCUACAUGUUUGUUUGCCCCCCUGUUCGUCCUAACUCUGACGCCUGCCCUGGCUUAUUCUGUCACAGUUUUCUUCUUGGUAUCACUGGAAAUGUAUCCUAAAGAACUCUCCAUUGAUGUUGAUGACGGAAAGAAUGAUGUGUACUGGAUUGGCACAGCCUUUCACGACCAAGUAUACCUACAUGCCAUUCUUGCAUUAACUGGAGUUUUCUUCGAUACACACCAAGUGGAAAGCCAUACUCCCGAGCCUUACAAGCAUUCGAUCAAAGCACUUCAACUUCUCCAAGAUCGGUUGUUCGUCAUGAAAGAGUCGGAAUGCUUUUCAGACGCGACUAUCAUGGCAAUAUUUGCCCUGGCCUCGGCAGCUGAUAUUGCGGAUGACUUACCAGCCGUUGAGCGUCAUCUCCGUGGCUUGAAAAGAAUCAUCGAUAUUAGAGGCGGGAUGGGGAGCCUACGGACCAAUACUCCUGAUCUUCUCGGCAAGAUCUGCAGACUUGACCUCAGCCUGGCUGUGCAAACUUGGAGGCCAACCGUGUUCUUCAACGAAUUGACAUCCUGGGAUCCCUACCUCGUGAUAUCCCGCGACCCUCGAGGUUCCAGCGAUGAGGCAAUAUCCAGGUGGAUCACUGACAACCUGGAACCGAGGCUGUGUACAAUAUGGGAGGACUUGAGACAGUUUCGCAGAAUGAGCAUCUUCGCCAACGAGGCAAACCAGAAGAUCCCCAAAGACACGUUCAGUGAACUGAUGGUCUCCCUCUUAUAUCGGCUCGUCAAUCUCUCCUAUGACUUGGACUCGCCCAACGAAGUAGUACGGCUCGGCAUGCUGGGAUAUGUAGCCUCCAUCUUCCUUCAGUGGGGGAAAACGGCCGAGCUCCACCACUUGCGGCGCAUGCUGGGAGGAACUUUGAAAGGGAUUCAUCCUGGGAUUAGUGACACCCCCACGCCGGUGAUAUUGUGGCUGUUCCUCACGUGGCAUCUUCUGCGUCCAUCAGAGCAGGAGGUGGGGAUGUUGGACGGGUUGCUUGGAUCAGUAUCUCGCAAUGAUAUUCCACUGAGUUGGUCUCAUGUACAAGGAUUGCUUCGAUCAUCUGUAUGGAUUGGCGAUAUGCACGAUGCGGAAGGAGAAGCCGUAUAUCGGCGUGCGAUUCUGCGAAUCUCAGCUAUAAAAUAA
Messenger RNA from Clonostachys rhizophaga, 1491 nucleotides. Lineage: Eukaryota; Fungi; Ascomycota; Sordariomycetes; Hypocreales; Bionectriaceae. The record is from the annotation of a GenBank genome assembly.